UUGAUGGAUGUUAAAGAGAAAGCUCCUAGAGGUGGUGAAAUAAGCAUGUCAGAAAGGAAAACUCUGAAUGGUAAUGAAGUGGUGAUAAAAAUUUCGGGGGAAGAGACUCCAAAAGCUAAUUUAGACAACACAAAUGCAAAAGAGUCUUCUUCAGUAGCAACUACAGAACCGGCUACUGCUGGUUCUGUAGCAAAAUCAGUGCCAGUGAGUUGCCCUUCGCCUGAGAUUUCAAGAUCUAGUCCAAGCCCAAAUAAGCCACCAAAAAUUCCAACUACCGUUGAAACGAUCCUUAGACAAAGAAGGUCAUUAAAAAGGUCAGUGUACUCAAAACCCAAAUCGAGAUUUGGAGAACAACCAUAUAAUAUUGAUGCUAAUAUGUUGGAAGAGAAUGAUAGUUUGGCAUUUCAAGAUCAAGUUGGUGUGAACUCGCCUUGUAGGAAUUCGCUUAGUAGAGGAUCACCUAAUAAUAAGUCUGUUUCAGGUACUGUGACAAAUCCAAUUACCCCAAGAACACCACUAAUGGCAUCUCCAGGAGGAGCAGGAUAUGAUGAGGACGAGGAGAUUUACCAGAAAGUUAAAUUGAGUAAACAAAAACGCAAGAAAAUUAAAACUAAAGUGUUGAUUGAGUGGGUUGCUUUUUUGUGGAUCGUGGUGUGUUUAGUUGCUAGCUUGACUGUGAAAAAAUUGGAAAAGUCUAUGAUUUGGGAGUUGGAGGUCUGGAAAUGGUGUGUGCUUGUGUUGGUCAUAUUCUCUGGCAUGAUGGUGACUAAUUGGAUUAUGCAUUUUGUUGUUUUCUUGAUUGAGAAGAACUUUUUGCUAAAGAAGAAGGUGCUUUAUUUUGUUCAUGGUCUAAAAAAGAGUGUUCAGGUUUUUAUGUGGCUGGCUCUGGUUCUUCUUACUUGGGUCUUGUUGUUUAAGAGUGGGGUUAAGCGAUCAGAGUUUGCCACCAAGGUUCUGGAUUAUGUAACCAUGACUCUUAUCACUAUUCUCAUCGGGGCAUUUCUGUGGCUGUUGAAAACUUUGUUGCUAAAGAUUUUAGCUUCUAAUUUCCAUGUCAAUAGAUUCUUUGAUAGAAUUCAAGAAUCAGUCUUCCAUCAGUAUGUACUUCAGACUCUUUCAGGACCUCCACUCAUUGAGGUAGCUCAGAGGGUUGGGAAAUCAGCAAGCACCGGUCAACUGAGUUUCCGUAGUAAAAAGAAAGGUAAAGAAGCAAAGGAGAAAAAGAUUAUUGAUAUGGGUAAAUUUCAUAAAAUGAAGCAAGAGAAGGUAACCGCUUGGACCAUGAAGGUAUUGGUUGAUGCAAUCAUGAAUUCAGGGCUCACCACAAUCUCCAAUACAUUAGAUGAAACUGUAGAGGAUAUGAGUGAACAAGCAGAUAAGGAAAUUACCAAUGAGAUGGAAGCGACUGCAGCUGCAUUCCAAAUGUUUAAUAAUGUUGCUCCGCCUGGUUGCAAGUACAUUGAUGAGGAAGACCUCUCAAGAUUUAUGAUUAAAGAGGAGGUGGAUCUUGUAUUCCCACUAAUUGAAGGAUCUGAGAAAGGACGGAUUGAUAGGAAAGCUCUGACAGUCUGGGUGGUGAAGGUUUACAAUGGUCGAAAAGCACUAGCGCAUGCAUUAAAUGACACUAAAACUGCUGUAAAGCAAUUGAACAAGCUUGUGACAGUGAUCCUGGUUAUUGUGACUCUUGUAAUUUGGCUCCUCUUAAUGGAAAUUGCAACAACAAAAGUGCUCGUCUUCCUCUCAUCGCAACUAGUGGUAGCAGCUUUUAUGUUUGGGAACACUUGCAAGACUAUAUUUGAAGCUAUCAUAUUUGUAUUUGUGAUGCAUCCAUUUGAUGUUGGUGACCGUUGUGUUGUUGAUGGGGUUCAGUUGUUGGUUGAAGAAAUGAACAUUUUAACGACAGUUUUCUUGAAGCUUGAUAAUGAAAAGCUUUACUAUCCAAAUUCAGUUUUGUCUACAAAGCCCAUCAGUAAUUACUACAGAAGUCCAGAUAUGGGUGAUUCCAUUGAAUUUUCCAUCGAUUUUAUGACGCCAGUAGAGAGGAUUGGGUUGCUGAAAGAAAAAAUAAAGAACUAUUUGGAGAAAAAUCCCCAACAUUGGCAUCCUAACCACAAUGUAGUGGUGAAAGAAAUUGAAAAUGUCAAUAAGAUAAAGAUAGGUCUCUACUGUACUCACACAAUGAACUUCCAAGAGUUUGGAGAGAAGAACAAAAGAAGAAGUGAACUGGUCAUUGAACUAAAGAGAAUCUUUGAGGAACUAAACAUAAAGUACAAUCUACUUCCCCAACAAGUUCAUCUUGGCCAAAUCGGGAAAGAAUCAACUACUGGGACCAUCGGAUAAUCGUUUCUCAUGACCCAAGAAAGCAUUUGAUAAAAGCAACAUAUUUUGAUGGCAAAGGGAAGAUGCUAUAGACUAUAGUGAAACUGUGGCAUAGUUUUUUCCUUUCAUAUUCACAAUGAUGAGUCAGCUCUCCAUAAUGAAGGUGCCAAGCUGUGUGUUCCACCAUCACAAGAAAUUGGCGACAGAUAAGGUACUGCUGCUCUAGUGUAAUAGUUCUGAAGAUAAUCAAGAACUAUAGUCUCUUAUUUGUAUUUCCUGUUGUCUUAUAUUCUCGGCAUAACUUAUCAAUGAUGAUAAUAUUAUAAAUGGUUAAUGUUGUAGCAAUUAAAGAGGUUUCA
Pistacia vera is the source of this 2678-nucleotide messenger RNA. Its product is annotated as mechanosensitive ion channel protein 10-like. Gene Ontology annotation, molecular function: mechanosensitive monoatomic ion channel activity. The record is from RefSeq and is a predicted model, not a curated record. Lineage: Eukaryota; Viridiplantae; Streptophyta; Magnoliopsida; Sapindales; Anacardiaceae. Gene Ontology annotation, cellular component: plasma membrane. The transcript has 6 exons. Gene Ontology annotation, biological process: transmembrane transport; detection of mechanical stimulus; monoatomic anion transport. Bases 4 to 2340 code for a protein of 778 amino acids.